AAAGAGGGCGGUCGACGCGGCGUUCGACGUCGUUUUCAGACUCUGGCGGAAUUUUUGCCAACUUCUCUCCCCGCGUCUCGUAUCUCAUCUACAUAAUGUAUUACGAGAUCGGGCUAUCGCAGCAUGUUGGGAAUUGCACGUUAGCCCAAUGUUUUUUCCCUCAAGCGUAAAUUCACGAAACAUAAAAGAUUGGUUUUGAAUUUUUUUCUCUAGUGGAUUUUUUCGAAAAGCGGAAUUUUUCGAAAAUGGAUAAGUUGUGAGGCGCUAAGUGACAGAAUUGUGUGACAGUGGAUUUCCAAAAAGCUCUGUUGAAGUGAUUUGUGAAAAAAAUUGAAAUUGUGAUUUUGUUACAAAGUACUUGGUGGUUGAAUUAGAAAUGUGCAAAUUAAAAAUUGGUCAUACCUAUUGAGAUAUUGGUUGGAUAAAGAAACUAAAGCAGAUUCACAAGAUGAUGCUAGAGCACUGGAGAAUUUUAUUUUUAGUCUACAUUAGUCCAGCUCUAGUUUUGUCGAUGGAUACAGCUCGGCGGGAUAGCUAUCAGCAACAGCAGCAGCAGAAGUAUUCGGAGUGGCGGCAAUUGUGGUAUCCGAAUUUCGAGGAGUUUUCGAGGGCGGAGGCGAUGGCCGGAGCAGAAAACAAUACAAUCACCAACGUAACGGUGCAACUGGGAGCUACUGCUUACCUCCAUUGCCACGUUAGGAGCACCGGAGAUAGGACCUUGGCCGGAGCAGAGCAAGUUUCCUGGGUUCGUCGAAGAGACUGGCAUAUCCUUUCAUCGGGGGUAUUUACGUAUACAAAUGAUGAACGGUUCCAAAUUUUACAUGCAGAAGGUUCUGAUGACUGGACGCUUCAAAUCAAGUAUGUACAGAAACGGGACAACGGUACAUAUGAAUGCCAGGUAUCAACAAGCCAAGGUCUUAUUUCGCAUUUCGUGAAUCUGCAAAUCGUAGUUCCUGAAGCCACCAUACAGGGUACUAGGUCAGGAGAACAUCAUGUAGAUAUUGGAAGCAUUAUUGAUCUUGUGUGUAUAAUUGAAAGGAGUCCCACUCCUCCUCAGUAUGUGUUUUGGUAUCAUAACGAUCACAUGAUUAACUAUGACACAGCAAGAGGAGGAAUCUCGGUGGAAACGGUUCCGGGACCAAGAACACAAAGCAGAUUAACCAUCAGAGAUACGAAUGAUGCAGAUUCAGGAAAUUAUACUUGCUCUGCUUCAAACACGGAACCAGCUUCCAUUUACGUAUUUGUCUCAGAAGGAGACAAUGUCGAUGCAAUUCUGAUGAGGAAAUCAUGCGCCAUGUGCAUAACCAGCCAAAUUGCUAUAAUCCUGAUCAGUAUGAUGACAUCAGCAAUGCGAUAGAAGACUUUAUGAUCAAGGAGUAAACAAAAACUUAUGUGAUGUGAAUAACUUUUAUUUAUAAGUGAUAAAGACUUACUACUAUCUAUAUUAAAUACCACUGUUAUGUAUAAAUAAUUAAUGAAAGACUUUUUACCACUAGCAAAAUAAAUCAUAAACCUUCUGGUUAGCUGUUUAAAACUUAAGAGAAAAGGCGCAAAAUGUCACGUGUCAAAAGUUUCAAUGUGUUUUAAAUGUAUUCAUUUUUUUCGAAUCAUGAGAAAACUAAUAAGUAUUUUUAAAAAAUUUAAACGCAGUAUGAAAGAUUACGUUAUUAUCGAGGGCCAAAAGUCCCUUAGAAUAAACAAAAUGUUUGGUUUGUGUAAAAUGUUAGGCAAUUAAAUAUCACUCUAAAUUUUCUUUUUUAUUUUCACCCCUGUAAUUUAUUAAACUAAACAUUAUAGAAGUUUUCAGCACUUUCGACCCUCGGUAAUAAUGCAAUAUUUAAUUCUGCGUUUAAAUUUUUCAAAAAUAUUUAUUCAUUUUCUCAGGAUUCUUAAAAAAUUAAUACAUUUAAAACACAUUGAACAUUUUGAGAGGCGACAUUUUGCCCCUAUGCCCCUAAGCUUUUUAUUUUAAUAAUGUUUUAUUAUAAGUUAGACACUAUUUAAAAUUGUAUACUUUAUUGUUUGUUUUAAUUGUCUGUCGGUAUAAUUACAGAAAAGAGAACAUGUUAUUACUAGCUAAAAUAA
Diabrotica virgifera virgifera (western corn rootworm) is the source of this 2085-nucleotide messenger RNA. Its product is annotated as neuronal growth regulator 1-like. Gene Ontology annotation, biological process: synapse organization. Bases 449 to 1357 code for a protein of 302 amino acids. Gene Ontology annotation, cellular component: neuron projection membrane. The transcript has 7 exons. Lineage: Eukaryota; Metazoa; Arthropoda; Insecta; Coleoptera; Chrysomelidae. The record is from RefSeq and is a predicted model, not a curated record.